CCAAUCCCAGGAGCCCCGAGAGGCCCGGCCAAAUAUUUAUAAAGAGGCGGAGCGGGAUCCCUUUGCGCACACUCGACACACUCGACACACUCAGUGAUUCCGUGAGUCAGAGCAGACUGCAGGCAUCGGGUCACCAACACCAUCACAGCUGCUGGGUUCGGCUGCUACUUUUACAUGAUAACAUCGUACCUCAUAUGACACAACAACAACAACAACAACAACAGCAUCAUGAAGUUCUUCCUCUCUGUUACUGUUCUGACAAUGUGCGGCUUUACUGGACACAGCAGUGUAAAUGCGGGCCUGUGCUGGCUGCAGCAGAGCCGUGAGCCGCGCUGCGCCGUGGUGCUGCUGCGGACAGUCAGCUACGAGGAGUGCUGCGGCGGGAGCGGCGUGGAGCGCGCCUGGUCCAACAGCAGCGUGUCCCUCGGCACCGUCAGCCUGCUCUCCCUGCUGGGCAUGGUGGCCUGCAGGCCCUGCAAAGAGACGUGCGAGGGUGUGAGCUGCGGUCCGGCGAAGGUGUGUAAGAUGAAGGGCGGCCGUCCGCAGUGCGUGUGCUCGCCGGACUGCCCCGAGGAGACCCGCGGCCGGGCCGUGUGCGGCACCGACGGCAGAUCCUACGGUGACAAGUGUGCGCUCCUGCUGGCGCGCUGCCAGGGCCAGCCUGACCUCGACGUCAUGUACCAGGGCGAGUGUCAGAAGUCCUGCUCCACAGUGGUGUGUCCCGGCUCCAGCUCCUGUGUGACGGACCAGACGGGCAGCGCCUACUGCGUCACGUGCACCAGGGACCCGUGUCCGUCGCCCCCGGCGACGGAGUCGCCCGUCUGCGGCAACGACAACGUGACGUACGCCAGCGUGUGCCACCUGCGCAGGGCCACCUGCUUCCAGGGCCACUCCAUAGGCGUGCGUCAUUACGGCCCCUGCACGGGCGAGUCCGGGGGGCCCUCGAGGUCAUCGCCGCGCCCAGCGUUCCCGCGCUCCGAUUGGACCGCCGCGCUGAGGAGCGCCGCCGACAAGGAGCACCCGGGGGAAGCGCCGUAGCCCCGCGGGGGCGCUCUGCGCAGGGGGCGCAACUCGGGCGUUCGGUCCAGCCGGGCGCCGCCGUUCCGAGAGUUCGGCACAGCCCAAGCGCAGCUCCAGUGAGCGCAUCGAUGCCGCGUAUCAAUUAAAGUGGUUUUUUAUUCACUUUUUCUUUGCUCUUCGGAAGCAUCUCACCGGUUCAGUCCGAGAUGGACGUGUCGCUCACGUCCCUCACACGUUGUCCAACUGCAGGUGCGACACAGUUUCGUACAAUUUCGCUCUUCCUCAGCGGUGCCACUAACAGCCUUUGUCUCACUUAACGAGAUCGUUGCUGGAAUUUCUACAAGCAUUUUGUGUUGAUUCAGAGUUUGUUGAACUUCUGAUUCUGAACUCAAUUAACAAUGGUAAAUUUCAUUUAUUGUAAAUAGUAGGAACAGUUGGAGUGUUUGAGGCACAGAUGUAACACCUGGUUUUUGUACAUUUGUAUGGACUUUUUAUAAAGACAAUAUAAAGACAUGUCAAGUCUUGUGUCGUGUCUCCAGUUUUGUCCCUUUGACCCCGAAGUGCUGUCCAUGGCGGACAAUCUGCGUGCUGAGCGCAAGUGAGGCGCCACAAUAGCGCCCCCCGGUGGAGCUGCGCACUCGCACGCUGCCCUGUCCCUGCAGGACGUGGCCCUCGGGUGGCCUCGCG
Molecule: messenger RNA, 1707 nt
Organism: Scleropages formosus (Asian bonytongue)
Lineage: Eukaryota; Metazoa; Chordata; Actinopteri; Osteoglossiformes; Osteoglossidae
Product: follistatin-related protein 3-like
Exons: 4
Coding region: 229-1038 (269 amino acids)
Biological process (GO): anatomical structure development
Molecular function (GO): collagen binding; extracellular matrix binding; calcium ion binding
Source: RefSeq, a predicted model, not a curated record